Pangasianodon hypophthalmus (striped catfish) is the source of this 1175-nucleotide messenger RNA. It is a transcript of the gene tcap, whose product is annotated as titin-cap (telethonin). Lineage: Eukaryota; Metazoa; Chordata; Actinopteri; Siluriformes; Pangasiidae. The record is from RefSeq and is a predicted model, not a curated record. The transcript has 2 exons. Gene Ontology annotation, cellular component: Z disc. Gene Ontology annotation, molecular function: structural constituent of muscle; titin binding; titin Z domain binding. Bases 109 to 648 code for a protein of 179 amino acids. Gene Ontology annotation, biological process: detection of muscle stretch; skeletal muscle myosin thick filament assembly; cardiac muscle tissue morphogenesis.
UGACAACUGCACACACUCAGAAGACAGAACCAGAGGAGAAGCUGCUUCCAGAGCAGUAAAAAUACAUUUUUUAAGCAUUAUAUACACACAUAUACAAGAAGGACAAAGAUGCAGGUGUGUACAGUGUUGGAAAAACGUGGUGGGUGUGUGGUGGGAGCCGAGCUGAGCUGCAGCGUCAGAGAGCAGAACAUUUCCCAGAAAGAGAGCUACAGCGCUGAUUGGCACAGCAUCAACAUGAAAACGCAGCAGGAGGACCGCCAGUUCAUGAAGAUGGCUGAUGAUUCCCGGCGAGAGACACUUUCUCGUUACUGGCGUGCCCGUCCCCUCUCCCAGCAAUGUCCUUCAGGCGUCCUGCGUGUCGGCACUGUGGAGUCUGGCAUCGGUGAGCACCAACUGCUACCCUACAGAAACACUCUUCCGCUACCCAUCUUCAAGCCGGCCGAGCUGGGUGUGAGGAUGGGCCGCGGUGCUCCUCACAGCCUGGAGGACCUGCCCAGUGCCCGUGCGCCUGAUGGAGCAUGCCCAGCCAAGAGAGAUGUCCUGGAGAUCACACGAGACCUGCCGCCUGUCAAACCCCUCCGUAUGGAGUUCGCCAAGGCUCCCAGAACCCUCGGCAGAUCCAUGUCUCAGGAGGCCCAGAGAGGGUGAAGAAAGAGAGGUGGAGAAAAAGAGGGAUGAGGAAAUGAAUGGAUGGACUUGUAUAACCUGUGAAAGAGUGAUGAGGAAAAGGGACUGAUGUAGCAAAUGUAGCUAGACAGUGUAAGCAGUAGAAGUGUUAUACGCUCUCUUGUUGUACUGCUGAAAUUGAAGGGAAUGAGAAUGCGGUUGAUUUUGUAAAUAUUUCCAUUUGUUUAGAUAUUAAAGUUAUUUUUGUAUUGAAAUUUUAAAAAAACAGUUUUAUUGUGUUCUGGUUGUUUGAGAAUUAUAUGGCAGUAUAACAGUAUAAGUCAUGAGAGAGAAAGAGAAAGAGAGAGAGAUUCAGAUUUCCUGCAAUGGCAAAGCUCACGUCUGUUCAUAGUGUGGAGAAAGAAAGUUUGACUGGUGUUAAAACUAAUAAUUGCACAACAAAUUAACUACUGAAUCAUUAAGAAAUAUCCAGGGCUGAGGGUUUGAGAGUUGUCUGUUUCUAAUACUUUUAUUGUAUGGUUUUGAAUAAAAUCACAUAAAACUCACAA